AGAUCAAGCAUUUGGCAGUUUGAGGAAUAGGCUGCGCCGCUGGGGAGCCGUGUUUUUGUUGGGCUUCGGCUUCCGGGAUCUUCUGCAUCCGUUCCAUGACAAGCUCGUACACUCUCUUCUUACCUGCUUGAUUGAUUAACAAAUUGAUAAGACCGAAACAAGUAAUCUAUGUGGAUAUGCCACUCAUAUUCUCUGCCUGAUCAAUUAUACAUGUAAACAAAAUUCACAGCUUGAGGUAAAGCAAAAAUCAAGAGUCGGCCUUGUUUGGAUUCCCAUUUCUUCCCAAAAAAUUUUACACUUUGCGAUAAUGCAUCUUUCAAUCACUUUUUUUACCUCAUAUCAUAUCGUUACAAUAUUUUUUUAACAGAAACUCCAGAAAAUAGUAUCCAGACGGGCUAUUUGCGAUCUCAAAAGCAGCAGUCAAAAUGACUGCUGCACUGCCCCACUCACAUCGGUUGAGCUGAAGGAACUACAAUUACACAGUCAAAAUGACUGAAGCUCUAAUAGAAAGGCCGCCAGAGUUGCUCCAAAUUAACCGGUCCAUAUCCGCUGCUAGUACAGCAAUGAUACUGAAAGAUGAAGUUGCAAUCUUGCUGCUGCUGCUAGUCUUCUCAUUGAAAUUAAUGUCUUAGUAUCCACAGAAUUUUCUCAAGUACCCCACAGCUUUCUCUUCACAGACUCGACCACAAUUACCAUGGUCCCCCCAGCUCUCUAUUGGACUCUUUUCUCAUGGCAGCCGGCUGCCAACCAGGGUGAUAGACUGAUAAACCCAAGAAUCUUUUUCUAUUUUGCUAACUUCCAAGAAAUAAUUUCAAGCAGAAAUUUGUCCCUUUCCUUACCUGCCUCCAAAAGAAAUUAUAGAAAUUACUCUUUGGAGUAUGGGAGUAUAGUAUAGUUUGAAUCAGUCUAAAGACUUGACUUUUCCGACUUGGCAAGUCCACGCAGGAGUUUACAGUGACGGAGCCAUCCUCACUUCAUUUUCCAAGGACCAAUAAUUCCUCCCACCUCAUCCUGCAAAUCCUAAGCUUUAAACCGAUCAUCUCCAUCGAUGUAGGAGUAAUCUGUGUGUUUUGGGGUACCCUCUUAAUUUUGCUCCAAUGUUUACUCUUCUUGUAUACCUUUCCUUUCUCUUCAAUCUCUUGUUCAUCAUCACUUCCAGCGAUACUCCACCUUACAGCCCCACAGAUUACAUCCUGAUCAACUGCGGAUCAUCCUCAAACGCAACCUCAGCCGAUGGCCGGAACUGGUACGGCGACGCCGGCUCAAAAUUCUCCCCUAACGACAUGGCGACUAUUUCUUCAGCUGUCACAGCCACCGAGCAAGACUCUUCGGUCUCCGGAGCCCCUUAUUUAACUGCCCGUAUCAUUCGUUCUAAUUUCUCCUAUACCUUCCCUGUCUCCCCCGGAAAAAAGUUCGUCCGCCUUUACUUCUACCCGGCCUCCUACUCCAGCGACUUCAACGCAACUGAAUCUUUCUUCGCUGUCAUGGCUAAUAACUACACCCUUCUGAGCAACUUUAGCGCAUUUUUAACAGUUUCUUUCGGUGGAUCCUCAUCUGCCUCCCUUGUUAAAGAAUUCAUCAUUAAUGUUCAGGCUAUGAACCAAUUCCUCAACGUUACCUUUUCGCCCUCUCCGAAGUCCUACGCGUUCAUUAAUGGAAUUGAAGUUGUUUCAACCCCGGACGGACUCUACAUGGGCAACCAUGAUAUGUCCAGUAAUCCCCUCAAAAACGUGAAUGAUCCCAACAUUCAGUUCGAGCUUGAUCAGAACGACACUGCCUUCGAAGCUCUUUACAGGCUUAACGUCGGAGGACAAGCUGUUACUGCGUUAGAUGAUAGUGGGAUGUUCCGAGGGUGGGAUAGCGAUGACAACUUCACCUGGGGCGCAGAUGAAGGGAAUCCAUGGAGCAAUAAUAAAAUUGCUGUCAAGUACACUCCGCAAACCCCAAAUUACACUGCGCCAGCGAUAGUUUAUACUACCGCAAGGGCGAUGGGCAAGUUUAGCACCCGAUUCAACUUGAGCUGGACGUUCUCUGUUGAUUCUGGGUUUAAUUAUCUCCUGAGGUUGCAUUUUUGCGAGAUUGACCCUGAUUUGAUUACACAAGAGAACCAACGGGUGUUCAGGAUAUUCAUCAGUAACAAAACAGCUGAGGAAGAGGCUGAUAUUAUAAAUUGGACCGGCGGCCCCGGAAUCCCGGUUUUCAGAGACUACGUCGUGUUCGUUCCACACCCACCGGAUGGUCGCCCGAGCAAGCAAGGCUUGUUUCUUGCUCUGUACCCAAAUCUCGACGUCAAGCCGAAGUAUGCUGAUGCAAUCUUGAAUGGUUUAGAAUUGUUCAAAUUGAGCAACAGCGGCAGUCUUGCCGGGACCAAUCCUGAUCAGGCGGCGGAUCCCAAUUCCCCGAUGCCAAACAGCAAGUCACCGAAAAAGGGGAGAGGUGUAAAAUCUCCGGUACUUUUUCCUAUCGUGGGAGGGGUGGUCGGAGGGUCUGCCUUGGUUUUCAUCAUCGGUUUCUUGAUUUCCCGGCGGCUAAGGAGACGGGUAAAAGAUUUUGACCAGAAAAGUGCUUCAAAGUCAUCCGGGGUCCAACUUUCAACCAGGUCCAGGUCAUCAAAGACAACAAGUGCAUCGAGGUCUUCGUCACUGCCGCUAGAUCUUUGCCGAAGAUUUUCCCUGGAGGAGAUCAUCUUUGCUACGGCCAACUUCGAUGCUAAGUUUGUGAUCGGAACCGGAGGAUUCGGAAACGUGUACAAAGGGUACAUUGACAAUAGUCUAAUCACAGUUGCUAUUAAGCGAUUAAAUCCUUCGUCAAGUCAAGGGGUCCGCGAAUUUCGAACCGAGAUCGAGAUGCUGUCGAAUCUAAGGCAUCUUCAUCUGGUAUCCCUGAUAGGUUACUGUGACGAGAAGGGAGAGAUGAUCUUGGUUUAUGAUUACAUGGCCAAUGGCACCCUUCGCGACCACCUCUACAAAACAGAUAAUCCACCCCUCCCUUGGAAGCAACGGCUUCAGAUUUGCAUCGGCGUAGCCAGAGGGUUGCAUUAUCUCCACACCGGCGCCAAGCACAACAUCAUCCACCGGGACGUCAAGUCAACCAACAUAUUGCUGGACGAGAAAUGGGUGGCUAAGGUUUCGGAUUUCGGUCUGUCCAAGCUAGGCCCCAGCGGUGGAAUCCACAGCCAUGUCAGCACGCAGGUGAAGGGGAGUUUCGGCUACGUAGAUCCCGAGUAUUACAAGAGACAGCAGUUGACGGAGAAGUCGGACGUGUACUCGUUCGGGGUGGUUUUGCUCGAAGUGCUGUGUGGGCGGGGAGCCAUUAUUCCCAACUUGCCCAAGGAGCAGGUGAAUUUGGCGGGGUGGGGCAAGAGGUAUUACGCAAAAGGGAUCAUCCACCAAACUGUAGACCCUCACAUGAAGGGCGAGAUUGCUCCUGAGUGUUUGAGGAGCUUUGCUGAAACGGCGAUCAACUGUUUGAAAGAUCAGGGGAUUGAACGACCCGGAAUGAAUGAUGUAGUCUGGAGCCUCGAAUUCGCGUUGCAGCUUCAGGAGGCGGCUGAAAAUGAGAGAGGCUAAUUGAUUAGAAUAUAGGUGUAAAAAAGAAAAGUCAGAUACUUGCGGAUCUCACAGAGCCCAUGUAUAAAAUUAUGGGUACCGGGCUGUUGAUAGAGCCCAUGUAUAAAACUAUGGGUACUGGACUGAGACAGCCCGACACCCGACAGAAACCCUUUUUUUUUUUUAACAUGUCAGUGUCAGCCUGGCACCUAACACAUUUUUUUUGAAAAAAGAUGUCAAGUGCCGGGCUACACCUGACAUCCAAUUGAGUGAAUUGCAAUUCAUCCAAUUGAGUCAAUUGCAAUUCACUUUAUUUGUUAAGCUAGUUGAUAAAUGCAAUUCACUUUAAUUA
Coffea eugenioides is the source of this 3900-nucleotide messenger RNA. Its product is annotated as receptor-like protein kinase FERONIA. Gene Ontology annotation, molecular function: ATP binding; protein kinase activity. The transcript has a single exon. Gene Ontology annotation, biological process: protein phosphorylation. The coding region runs from base 1098 to 3569 and encodes 823 amino acids. Lineage: Eukaryota; Viridiplantae; Streptophyta; Magnoliopsida; Gentianales; Rubiaceae. The record is from RefSeq and is a predicted model, not a curated record.